Molecule: messenger RNA, 2608 nt
Organism: Menidia menidia (Atlantic silverside)
Lineage: Eukaryota; Metazoa; Chordata; Actinopteri; Atheriniformes; Atherinopsidae
Source: the annotation of a GenBank genome assembly
UUCUAUAACGAGGCCGAUUUACACGUUACCCCUAACAGGUAUGUUCAAGUUCGUAAAUGGCUGUAAAUUAUAUACACUUUUUCUUUUUCAAAUGUAAGUGAACGAGAAACCAUUCAUCCAUGCUAAGUUAGCCGGCUGGCUAGCUGUUGGCUAACAUUAGCUGUACUUGUGGCACUGUUAAUGAUUAGAACAGUGCUGUUCAUGUUAUCACGUUGAAUAUGAAACAUAUGGAUGUGAACUGUUACAGGCACGAACUGGAACAGUUCACUGCGACACAUUGUGAUGAAAUCCCGCUAAAUUUGCUGAGGGAAACCGUAAACGGGCGAGUUAGCUUGUCAAUUAGCAAAGUCCUGGAUAAAAGGAGAAUCAUUGUAGCAGGUGUAGUCUGGAAUAUAAUACUUACGAUAUCAGCUAAUAUAAAAAAAUCAGUCUUUAUGAAUCACCAACUAAUAAUUAUCUUAGUUUUAUUCUUCAUAACCAUUUUGAUUUCCAUUGUGUUGUUGUUUAUGUUGUUUACGUUCACCUUUGGGUUUAGUUGCACCUCAGUCUGACUAACGGGUGUUAGCACAUGCGUUCAGUUUCAUGCUAUGCCAGAGUUCAGGAUGCUAAAAUACGUGUACAACCCAAAACUAUGUUUGCUUCAACAUGCAUGUGAAUCUAUCUGAUAAAGUCAAACCACCCAAAAGAUGGAAGAAAAGCUGAACGGAUCACUGCCUGUUGUCUCCCCGGAGUAUCUUCAUCAGUGGGUCCGGUCCGCCCAGCAGUUUCAAGCUCUCCAGGCCCAAUACGCGUCCUUGAACCCAAACCAUCAGUUCCAUUACCCAGAGAGCACGGGUGAAGAGGCAGCCAUGGCGCACAUGGCCAACCCGGAAUCCACCACGGAUCAGCUGGAACCCACAAACCUGGCAAAACCUCCGGCCAAAAAAAGAGGCAGACCAGCACAACCCAAGGAACCGGGUGCACCCAAACCACCAAAAGUCCCCAAAGCACCAAAAGUCCCCAAAGCACCCAAGCCCCCCAAGCCCCCCAAAGAUCCAAACGCCCCCAAAGCAAAGCCAGGCCCAAAGCCCAAGAAGGCUGCCGAGGCUCCGGCGGAGGGGAAGCAGGAGAAGAUUGACGAGAGCUUCAAGAAGGUGAAGCGGAAAGUAGACCGAUUCAAAGGGAUGUCGGAGGAGGAAGUCAUGAAAAAGACGCUGCCAGACCUGCUGGAUUACAACCUGGACUACGUCAUAAUUGGAAUCAAUCCAGGAUUGAUGGCAGCUUUCAUUGGCCGGUGGUUCCCAGGUCCUGGAAAUCAUUUCUGGAAAUGCCUGUUUCUGUCGGGAUUCACUGAGGAACAACUCAACCACAUGCACGACACAGACCUGCCCGUCAAGUACAAAAUGGGCUUCACCAACAUGGUGGCCCGAGCAACCCCCGGAAGCAAAGACCUCUCAAGUAAAGAAUUACGGGAAGGAGGCAAAAUUCUCGUGGAGAAGUUGAAGAAAUACAAACCACUUAUUGCUGUUUUUAAUGGAAAAUGUAUUUAUGAAAUGUUCUGCAGAGAACUGUUUGGCAAAAAGCCACAAAAACUUGAAUUUGGCUUGCAGCCGCACAAGAUCCCCGACUGUGAUGUGGCCCUUUUCCUGAUGCCCUCGUCCAGCGCCCGCUGUGCCCAGUUCCCCCGGGCUCAGGACAAAGUGCACUUUUACAUCAAGCUGCGGGAGCUCCGGGACCAGCUGAAGGGCAUCCAGAAAAGCACCGAGGUCCAGGAGGUCCAGUACUCGUUUGACCUCAAGUUGGCUAAGGAGGACGCCAAGAGGCUGGCCAUAAAGGAGGAGCAGUACGACCCCGGGUACGAGGACGCCUACGGCGGGGCCUACGGAGCCCAGGACACCGCCCAGGAGACCGCCGCCUCCCAGGCCGCCAUGGGCCAGCUCCCGGACGGCCAGUGGAUGACCCAGUCCUUCGCCGACCAGAUUCCCGACAUAAGCGGAGGCCCAAAAGACAGCAGCAUAUGAGGGACGCCCGGCAGCCGCCUCAGUCUUUACCUCAGUUUUUGUUCUUUUUAUUAGUGUCUGAGUGGAUCAUGACCACAUUCUUAGAGCUUCUUAGAAAUGUUGCUGAAUAUUCUCUCUGCAUUUUUUUUCCGGUGGUCUUUCAAACAUGAAUGAUUGUGUCCACAGCCGUCUCUGAGUAUGUGAAACCAGGGCGGCUCAGGAGCAGGCGGAGUAUUUAAGCGUUUGUUUCUGUCUUUGUACUGUACUGUACUGCACUGUGCUGCAGUAAGCCUCAACGUUCACCUCUACUGACUGGACAGUAGGUCAAACUGGUUCUUUCUGCUCCCCCUGCUCAGUGGAGCCUGUGUGAUCCUCUGUUUGCAGAGAAGACUUAACUAGCAUUGCUGAUUUACAUUAAUGGUGCUAUGAACUGAUGAGAUACGAACUGAUCAUGUGAUAAACACAGACUCUUGAGUGUCUGACCGCCUUCAGCACGAUUUUACAGAAACCCAAUUUCCUCUUGAACCCCUGUCUUUUCUUUUAGGAGUUUAUAAAAAUGUCAUUCACAAGUAAUUUUAUGAAACACUUGUCUAUUAAAAUGUCCCAAUUAUGCUUUUUUUAAAUAUAUA